This is a messenger RNA of Botrytis porri, 1830 nucleotides long. RefSeq lists its product as uncharacterized. The coding region runs from base 1 to 1830 and encodes 609 amino acids. The transcript is spliced from 8 exons. Lineage: Eukaryota; Fungi; Ascomycota; Leotiomycetes; Helotiales; Sclerotiniaceae. The record is from RefSeq and is a predicted model, not a curated record. Gene Ontology annotation, biological process: translational termination; translational initiation; ribosomal subunit export from nucleus. Gene Ontology annotation, molecular function: ribosomal small subunit binding; ATP hydrolysis activity; iron ion binding.
AUGUCUGACAAACUUACCCGUAUUGCUAUCAUCAGUACUGACAAGUGCAAGCCAAAGAAAUGUAGACAAGAAUGUAAAAAGUCCUGCCCGGUCGUUCGAAGUGGUCGCCUCUGUAUCGAAGUUACCCCCGAGUCGAAAAUCGCUUUCAUCUCCGAGAAUCUUUGCAUUGGUUGUGGUAUCUGCCCCAAGAAGUGCCCAUUUGGUGCUAUCAACAUUAUCAAUCUGCCAACAAAUCUGGAGUCUCACGUAACUCAUCGAUACUCCGCCAACAGUUUCAAGUUGCAUCGAUUGCCUACACCACGUCCGGGACAAGUUUUGGGAUUGGUUGGUUCCAACGGUAUUGGAAAGAGUACAGCACUCAAGAUUCUCAGUGGAAAAUUAAAGCCAAAUUUGGGUAGAUAUGAUAACCCACCCGACUGGCAAGAUGUUAUCAAAUACUUCCGUGGCUCUGAGUUACAAAACUACUUCACGAAGAUUUUGGAAGACGAUUUGAAAGCAAUUGUGAAGCCCCAAUAUGUUGACAGAAUUCCAAGAGCCAUCAAAGGGCCAGAUAAGACCGUUCGAGGUUUGAUCGAAGGUGUUGCAUCAAUGGAGAAUUUCAAGGAGGUCUGCGACAUUUUGGAGUUGAAUCAUAUUAUGGACCGUGACGUCAAUCUUUUAUCCGGUGGAGAAUUACAAAGAUUCGCCAUUGCAACUGUUUGCGUGCAGCAGGCCGAUGUCUACAUGUUCGAUGAGCCAUCUUCUUACCUAGAUGUAAAGCAACGUCUUGCUGCUGCUCAAAUCAUUCGAUCAUUGUUGAGACCAGAUGAUUACGUUAUUUGCGUCGAGCACGAUCUUUCGGUGUUGGAUUAUUUGUCGGACUUCAUCUGCGUUCUGUACGGAAAACCCGCUGUCUACGGUGUUGUCACUCUCCCAGCCUCUGUCAGAGAAGGUAUCAAUAUCUUCUUAGAUGGUAACAUCCCAACUGAGAACUUGCGAUUCCGAGAAGAGUCUUUAACUUUCAAGAUUGCCGAGGCUGCCGAUGAAUUCAUGGCAGACAGAUCUCGAGCAUUCCAGUAUCCAUCCAUGGAAAAGACUCUUGGCAACUUCCACUUGUCUAUUGAGGCAGGAGAUUUCACCGAUUCCGAAAUUGUCGUUAUGAUGGGAGAGAACGGUACUGGUAAGACUACUUUCUGUAAGAUGCUUGCUGGUGCCACUCAACCCGAUGGCAAUCAAAAAGUUCCAGGUAUGAAGGUCAGUAUGAAGCCUCAAAAGAUCACGCCAAAGUUCGAGGGAACAGUCAGACAACUCUUCUUCAAGAAGAUCAAGACUGCCUUCCUUCUGCCUCAAUUCCAGACCGACGUCGUCAAGCCUCUCAAGCUCGAAGAAUUUAUCGAUCAAGAAGUCAAGACUUUGUCCGGAGGAGAAUUGCAACGUGUGGCUAUCGUCCUUGCUCUUGGUAUCCCCGCAGACAUAUACCUUAUUGAUGAACCCUCUGCCUACCUUGAUUCCGAACAGCGUAUCAUUGCUGCUCGUGUCAUUAAGAGAUUCAUCAUGCACUCGAAGAAGACCGCUUUCAUUGUCGAGCACGAUUUCAUUAUGGCUACUUACCUCGCGGAUCGUGUUAUUGUCUUUGAUGGCCAGCCUGGUAUCGACGCUCGCGCCAAUACCCCCGAGUCGUUACUCACUGGUUGCAAUAAAUUCUUGAAGAACCUCGAUGUCACUUUCCGUCGUGAUCCAUCUAACUACAGACCUCGUAUCAACAAGCUUAACUCCCAAUUAGACCAGGAGCAGAAGUUGAACGGCAACUACUUCUUCUUGGAUGAGGAUGACAAGGCUGCUACUAGUUGA